AUGUGCGGCUACAAUGAACUUCUCACCCCGUGCUGCCACGAAAAGACCGGCUUCUCCCCAACCAUAAAAUGCACCCUCUACUUCCAAAACAACCGCUACUGCCGCACCGGCUCCAUCCACAGCUGGAUACUGUCCUCUCCCCCAUUAACUUCACGCAUCCUCUGCGACAACUGCAAAAAGAUCGACGAUCACGAGAUCAAGGAGAUCGAGAGGGAGAUUGAGGAGAGAAAGAAGGCUGAGGAGGUGAAAAAAAGAGGUGAAGAGGCUAGAGAGUUGAGAGCGUUGGACAAGGAGAUCAAGAGGCGUAGUGAUGGGAGAAGGGAGGAGAGACAGAGUGCGGCUGCGGCGUUGAGGAGUCAAUUUGCUGGAUUGAAUAUUGAAGAUGGUGGCGAGGGAUCUUCUUCUUCGUCGAGGAAGUGA
Messenger RNA from Aureobasidium pullulans EXF-150, 420 nucleotides. RefSeq lists its product as uncharacterized. The record is from RefSeq and is a predicted model, not a curated record. Lineage: Eukaryota; Fungi; Ascomycota; Dothideomycetes; Dothideales; Saccotheciaceae. The transcript has a single exon. The coding region runs from base 1 to 420 and encodes 139 amino acids.